Pangasianodon hypophthalmus (striped catfish) is the source of this 10312-nucleotide messenger RNA. Its product is annotated as serine-rich adhesin for platelets. The transcript has 4 exons. The record is from RefSeq and is a predicted model, not a curated record. NCBI's taxonomy places the organism in Eukaryota, Metazoa, Chordata, Actinopteri, Siluriformes, Pangasiidae. The coding region runs from base 140 to 9172 and encodes 3010 amino acids.
UCGUCCUCUGAGGAGAUGAGGGUGGAGUUUGAAGUCAGAACACUACAGUAGCCAAGCAACUGUCAGUCCUCAAAGUUUAUUCAGUUAAACAGCUGAAUACGACACACUUUAUUUGGAAAAACAAUUUUUAAGGAUUGUCAUGCCAAAAGUUGCUUCUACAUCAGUGAACAGCAAGAUGCUUAAAUUUGCAUUAGUCAUAGGAUGUGUUAUAAUGAUUAAAGGACAAACUACAACAACAGAAUCAUCUACAGAUCACUCAUCAACAACUGAAUUGCCAGGCACUUCAUCAACACAAGCAGUUACAGCAUCACCAUCUACUUCACCAGAAUCAUCAACAGAUCACUCAUCAGCAUCUGAAGUUUUAUCAGCAUCUGUAACUCCAGAAACUUUAUCAACACCAUGGGUUACACCAUCACCCUAUACUUCACCAGAAUCCUCUACGGAUCAGUCAUCAACAUCUAAAUCUCCACAAACGUCAGCAGCACAAACAGUUACAGCAUCACCAUCUACUCCCCAAGAAUCAUCAACAGAUCAGUCAUCAACAUCUGAAUCUGGAAAAACUUCAGCAGCACAAACAGUUACAGGAUCACCACCUAAUUCCCUAGAAUCAUCUACAGAUCACUCAUCAACAACUGAAUUGCCAGGCACUUCAUCAACACAAGCAGUUACAGCAUCACCAUCUACUUCACCAAAAUCAUCAACAGAUCACUCAUCAGCAUCUGAAGUUUUAUCAGUAUCUGUAACUCCAGAAACUUUAUCAACACCAUGGGUUACACCAUCACCCUAUACUUCACCAGAAUCCUCUACGGAUCAGUCAUCAACAUCUAAAUCUCCACAAACGUCAGCAGCACAAACAGUUACAGCAUCACUAUCUACUCCCCAAGAAUCAUCAACAGAUCAGUCAUCAACACCUGAAUCUGGAAAAACUUCAGCAGCACAAGCAGUUACAGGAUCACCACCUACUUCCCUACAAUCAUCUACAGAUCACUCAUCAACAACUGAAUCUCCAGGAACUGUAUCAACACUAUCCAUUACAGCAUCACUGUUUACCUCCCCAGAAUUAUCUACUCAUCAGACGUCAGCAUCUGAAGUUUUAUCAGCAUCUGUAACUCCAGAAACUUUAUCAACACCAUGGGUUACACCAUCACCCUAUACUUCACCAGAAUCCUCUACGGAUCAGUCAUCAGCAUCUAAAUCUCCACAAACGUCAGCCACACAAACAGUUACAGCGUCACCAUCUACUUUCUCAGAAUUAUCUACAGAUCACACAUCAGCAACUGAAUCUCCAGGAACUGUAUCAACACUAUCCAUUACAGCAUCACUGUUUACCUCCCCAGAAUUAUCUACAGACCAGACAUCAGCAUCUGAAGUUUUAUCGGCAUCUGUAACUCCAGAAACUUUAUCAACACCAUGGGUUAGACCAUCACCCUAUACCUCACCAGAAUCCUUCUCGGAUCAGUCAUCAACAUCUAAAUCUCCACAAACGUCAGCAGCACAAACAGUUACAGCAUCACCAUCUACUCCCCAAGAAUCAUCAACAGAUCAGUCAUCAACAUCUGAAUCUGGAAAAACUUCAGCAGCACAAACAGUUACAGGAUCACCACCUAAUUCCCUAGAAUCAUCUACAGAUCACUCAUCAACAACUGAAUUGCCAGGCACUUCAUCAACACAAGCAGUUACAGCAUCACCAUCUACUUCACCAGAAUCAUCAACAGAUCACUCAUCAGCAUCUGAAGUUUUAUCAGUAUCUGUAACUCCAGAAACUUUAUCAACACCAUGGGUUACACCAUCACCCUAUACUUCACCAGAAUCCUCUACGGAUCAGUCAUCAACAUCUAAAUCUCCACAAACGUCAGCAGCACAAACAGUUACAGCAUCACUAUCUACUCCCCAAGAAUCAUCAACAGAUCAGUCAUCAACACCUGAAUCUGGAAAAACUUCAGCAGCACAAGCAGUUACAGGAUCACCACCUACUUCCCUACAAUCAUCUACAGAUCACUCAUCAACAACUGAAUCUCCAGGAACUGUAUCAACACUAUCCAUUACAGCAUCACUGUUUACCUCCCCAGAAUUAUCUACUCAUCAGACGUCAGCAUCUGAAGUUUUAUCAGCAUCUGUAACUCCAGAAACUUUAUCAACACCAUGGGUUACACCAUCACCCUAUACUUCACCAGAAUCCUCUACGGAUCAGUCAUCAACAUCUAAAUCUCCACAAACGUCAGCAGCACAAACAGUUACAGCAUCACCAUCUACUCCCCAAGAAUCAUCAACAGAUCAGUCAUCAACACCUGAAUCUGGAAAAACUUCAGCAGCACAAGCAGUUACAGGAUCACCACCUACUUCCCUACAAUCAUCUACAGAUCACUCAUCAACCACUGAAUUGCCAGGCACUUCAUCAACACAAGCAGUUACAGCAUCACCAUCUACUUCACCAGAAUCAUCAACAGAUCACUCAUCAGCAUCUGAAGUUCUAUCAGCAUCUGUAACUCCAGGAACCUUAUCAACACCACUAGUUACACAAUCCUCUACAGAUCAGUCAUCAGCAUCUAAAUCUCCACAAACCUCAGCCACACAAACAGUUACAGCGUCACCAUCUACUUUCUCAGAAUUAUCUACAGAUCACACAUCAGCAACUGAAUCUCCAGGAACUGUAUCAACACUAUCCAUUACAGCAUCACUGUUUACCUCCCCAGAAUUAUCUACAGACCAGACAUCAGCAUCUGAAGUUUUAUCGGCAUCUGUAACUCCAGAAACUUUAUCAACACCAUGGGUUACACCAUCACCCUAUACCUCACCAGAAUCCUUCUCGGAUCAGUCAUCAACAUCUAAAUCUCCACAAACGUCAGCAGCGCAAACAGUUACAGCAUCACCAUCUACUCCCCAAGAAUCAUCAACAGAUCAGUCAUCAACACCUGAAUCUGGAAAAACUUCAGCAGCACAAGCAGUUACAGGAUCACCACCUACUUCCCUACAAUCAUCUACAGAUCACUCAUCAACAACUGAAUUGCCAGGCACUUCAUCAACACAAGCAGUUACAGCAUCACCAUCUACUUCACCAGAAUCAUCAACAGAUCACUCAUCAGCAUCUGAAGUUCUAUCAGCAUCUGUAACUCCAGGAACCUUAUCAACACCACUAGUUACACAAUCCUCUACAGAUCAGUCAUCAGCAUCUAAAUCUCCACAAACGUCAGCCACACAAACAGUUACAGCGUCACCAUCUACUUUCUCAGAAUUAUCUACAGAUCACACAUCAGCAACUGAAUCUCCAGGAACUGUAUCAACACUAUCCAUUACAGCAUCACUGUUUACCUCCCCAGAAUUAUCUACAGACCAGACAUCAGCAUCUGAAGUUUUAUCGGCAUCUGUAACUCCAGAAACUUUAUCAACACCAUGGGUUACACCAUCACCCUAUACCUCACCAGAAUCCUUCUCGGAUCAGUCAUCAACAUCUAAAUCUCCACAAACGUCAGCAGCACAAACAGUUACAGCAUCACCAUCUACUCCUCAAGAAUCAUCAACAGAUCAGUCAUCAACACCUGAAUCUGGAAAAACUUCAGCAGCACAAGCAGUUACAGGAUCACCACCUACAUCCCUACAAUCAUCUACAGAUCACUCAUCAACCACUGAAUUGCCAGGCACUUCAUCAACACAAGCAGUUACAGCAUCACCAUCUACUUCACCAGAAUCAUCAACAGAUCACUCAUCAGCAUCUGAAGUUCUAUCAGCAUCUGUAACUUCAGGAACCUUAUCAACACCACUAGUUACACAAUCCUCUACAGAUCAGUCAUCAGCAUCUAAAUCUCCACAAACCUCAGCCACACAAACAGUUACAGCGUCACCAUCUACUUUCUCAGAAUUAUCUACAGAUCACACAUCAGCAACUGAAUCUCCAGGAACUGUAUCAACACUAUCCAUUACAGCAUCACUGUUUACCUCCCCAGAAUUAUCUACAGACCAGACAUCAGCAUCUGAAGUUUUAUCGGCAUCUGUAACUCCAGAAACUUUAUCAACACCAUGGGUUACACCAUCACCCUAUACUUCACCAGAAUCCUUCUCGGAUCAGUCAUCAACAUCUAAAUCUCCACAAACGUCAGCAGCACAAACAGUUACAGCAUCACCAUCUACUCCCCAAGAAUCAUCAACAGAUCAGUCAUCAACACCUGAAUCUGGAAAAACUUCAGCAGCACAAGCAGUUACAGGAUCACCACCUACUUCCCUACAAUCAUCUACAGAUCACUCAUCAACAACUGAAUUUCCAGGCACUUCAUCAACACAAGCAGUUACAGCAUCACCAUCUACUUCACCAGAAUCAUCAACAGAUCACUCAUCAGCAUCUGAAGUUCUAUCAGCAUCUGUAACUCCAGGAACCUUAUCAACACCACUAGUUACACAAUCCUCUACAGAUCAGUCAUCAGCAUCUAAAUCUCCACAAACGUCAGCCACACAAACAGUUACAGCGUCACCAUCUACUUUCUCAGAAUUAUCUACAGAUCACACAUCAGCAACUGAAUCUCCAGGAACUGUAUCAACACUAUCCAUUACAGCAUCACUGUUUACCUCCCCAGAAUUAUCUACAGACCAGACAUCAGCAUCUGAAGUUUUAUCGGCAUCUGUAACUCCAGAAACUUUAUCAACACCAUGGGUUACACCAUCACCCUAUACCUCACCAGAAUCCUUCUCGGAUCAGUCAUCAACAUCUAAAUCUCCACAAACGUCAGCAGCACAAACAGUUACAGCAUCACCAUCUACUCCUCAAGAAUCAUCAACAGAUCAGUCAUCAACACCUGAAUCUGGAAAAACUUCAGCAGCACAAGCAGUUACAGGAUCACCACCUACAUCCCUACAAUCAUCUACAGAUCACUCAUCAACCACUGAAUUGCCAGGCACUUCAUCAACACAAGCAGUUACAGCAUCACCAUCUACUUCACCAGAAUCAUCAACAGAUCACUCAUCAGCAUCUGAAGUUUUAUCAGCAUCUGUAACUUCAGGAACCUUAUCAACACCACUAGUUACACAAUCCUCUACAGAUCAGUCAUCAGCAUCUAAAUCUCCACAAACCUCAGCCACACAAACAGUUACAGCGUCACCAUCUACUUUCUCAGAAUUAUCUACAGAUCACACAUCAGCAACUGAAUCUCCAGGAACUGUAUCAACACUAUCCAUUACAGCAUCACUGUUUACCUCCCCAGAAUUAUCUACAGACCAGACAUCAGCAUCUGAAGUUUUAUCGGCAUCUGUAACUCCAGAAACUUUAUCAACACCAUGGGUUACACCAUCACCCUAUACUUCACCAGAAUCCUUCUCGGAUCAGUCAUCAACAUCUAAAUCUCCACAAACGUCAGUAGCACAAACAGUUACAGCAUCACUAUCUACUCCCCAAGAAUCAUCAACAGAUCAGUCAUCAACACCUGAAUCUGGAAAAACUUCAGCAGCACAAGCAGUUACAGGAUCACCACCUACUUCCCUACAAUCAUCUACAGAUCACUCAUCAACAACUGAAUUUCCAGGCACUUCAUCAACACAAGCAGUUACAGCAUCACCAUCUACUUCACCAGAAUCAUCAACAGAUCACUCAUCAGCAUCUGAAGUUCUAUCAGCAUCUGUAACUCCAGGAACCUUAUCAACACCACUAGUUACACAAUCCUCUACAGAUCAGUCAUCAGCAUCUAAAUCUCCACAAACGUCAGCCACACAAACAGUUACAGCGUCACCAUCUACUUUCUCAGAAUUAUCUACAGAUCACACAUCAGCAACUGAAUCUCCAGGAACUGUAUCAACACUAUCCAUUACAGCAUCACUGUUUACCUCCCCAGAAUUAUCUACAGACCAGACAUCAGCAUCUGAAGUUUUAUCGGCAUCUGUAACUCCAGAAACUUUAUCAACACCAUGGGUUACACCAUCACCCUAUACUUCGCCAGAAUCCUUCUCGGAUCAGUCAUCAACAUCUAAAUCUCCACAAACGUCAGCAGCGCAAACAGUUACAGCAUCACCAUCUACUCCCCAAGAAUCAUCAACAGAUCAGUCAUCAACACCUGAAUCUGGAAAAACUUCAGCAGCACAAGCAGUUACAGGAUCACCACCUACUUCCCUACAAUCAUCUACAGAUCACUCAUCAACAACUGAAUUGCCAGGCACUUCAUCAACACAAGCAGUUACAGCAUCACCAUCUACUUCCCAAGAAUCAUCAACAGAUCACUCAUCAGCAUCUCAAGUUUUAUCAGCAACUGUAACUCCAGGAACCUUAUCAACACCACUAGUUACACAAUCCGCUACAGAUCACUCAUCAGCAUCUAAAUCUCCACAAACAUCAGCAGCACAAACAGUUACAGCGUCACCAUCUACUUUCUCAGAAUUAUCUACAGAUCACUCAUCAACAACUGAAUCUCCAGGAACUUUAUCAACACUAUCCAUUACAGAAUCACUGUUUACCUCCCCAGAAUUAUCUACAAAUCAGACAUCAGCAUCUGAAGUUUUAUCAGCAUCUGUAACUCCAGAAACUUUAUCAACACCAUGGGUUACACCAUCACCCUAUACUUCACCAGAAUCCUCUACAGAUCACUCAACAUCUGACUCUCCAGAAACAUCAACAGAAAUGAUUACAGGAUCACCAUAUACUUCCCUACAAUCAUCUUUAGGAACACAAACAGUUACAGCAUCACCAUCUAUUUUCCCUGAAACAUCAACAGAUCACUCAUCAACAGCUACAUCUCCAGAAAAGUCUUCAAUACCAUUCAUUGCAGUAUCCCUGUCUACUUCACCAGAAUCUUCUACAGAUCACUCAUCAACAUCUAAAUAUCCAGAAAUUUUAUCCACAUCUAAAUCUCCAGGAAUUUUAUCAACACCUUCGGUUCCAGCUUCUAUUGUUUCAGAAUCUUCUACAGAUUUGCCCUUGACAUCUUCAGCAAUAAAACUGACAACGACUGCAGAUUAUCAGUCAACACCAAGAGCUCCCUCUUCAUCAUAUACAACACAAGAAUCAAUUUCAACAUUUAUAAGUCUAUCAUUUCCAUCUAUACUUCCACCUACUGCACAAACACCAUCUACAACUGAAAUAUCACCUCCUACUUUAUCAGAUCUGCCCUCAACAUUUGCAUCACUACAAUCAACAGCUAAAAUUUCACCUGCUACAGAUUCACCAUCUACAGCUCCAACUAUAGCUGUAACAACCAUAUCUCCAACUACCUCUUUUCUAUCAACACCUACACUUCAGUUUGCUCCAACCACAUCUUCAACAACUCCUUCAACAACCAAUUUUUCACCAACAACUACUAUUCCAUCAAUAAUUACACUACCAACCACCCCUCCAAGAACAACUAGUAAAAAUACCCAAUCAACCACAAUAACCACCCAUCCAAUCACAAUUGCCUCUAUAACUCCCACAAUCACAAUGUCGUCUCCAACCAACAUAAAUACUUCUCCAGCAACAAACACCACUACUCCUCCUCUAUUAACACUGACACCAACUAUAACCCUCUCUCACCUAACAACAGCUACCUCUCCAAUACCAUCCACCAUAGCAUAUACUCCAAACACAACCACAGUAAUUGACACAAGUCCUUCAACAACCACAUCUUCAGCAAUAAGCACCACAGCUUCUUCUUUUCUAUCAAUUCCAUCAGCCCAAUCCAUGACCAGUACUUCUGCAACUCCUUCAACAAAUGUUCCCAACACCACUAACACCCGUCCAACAGCAACUACAAUACCAAUAAUGAACACAACUAACACACUAAUCUCCACACCUCCUGCAACUACCACUACAAAAACCAACACAAGCACAUUUCCCUCAAGCUCCCCCACAAUAUCUUCUCUAUUUGUAACGUCUAUAGCCCAACUCUCAACAUCCGCAGCUCCAGCAACUAUGGCCACCACAAAUACUGGUCUGACAACAACUACAACUAUCACAUCCAUCUCUUCAACAACAGCUAUGUCUCUAAAAACACCCACAACUCUUCCAAUUACAGCAAACCCCACUGCAACCACUAGUCCAACAAUGCCCAUAAACCUAAUAACCACAUCUCAAAAAACAUCCACAACUCCUUCUACAACAACAAAGAGCACAACCAUUUCUUCUACAACCACCUUUCCAACACCAGCAACUCCUCCAAAUACUACAGCCACUAUCACAACCACUGGUCCAACAACUAUGACUAUCACAACCACCUCUCCAACAACAGCUAUCUCUCCAACAACACCCACACCUCCUCCAAAUACAACAACUACCACAACCACUAGUUCAGCAAUGCCAGCUCCAACAACAACCAUCAAAACUAUUUCUCUAACAACCUCUGCAACAACACCAACAAGUCAUCCAAAUACAUCUGCUACCAUCACAACCACUGGUCUGACAACAACUACAUCUAUCUCAACCAUCUCUCCAACGACAGCUACCUCUCCAACAACACCCACAACUCCACCAAAUACAACAACCACCAUCACAACAGUGCCCAUAAACCUAAUAACCACCAGUCCAACAACUACAACUACAGCAGCAACCAGUUCAAUCAUAUCUCAAGCAGCCACCUCUGCAAAAACAACUCCUCCAAAUAUAACUACCACCACAACUAGUCCUACAAUGUUAAUAAACAUAACCACCUUUCCAAAAACACUUACAACUCCUUCAACAAUGACCAGCACAGCCACCAACUCUGCAACAACACCAACAACCCUUCCAAAUACAACAACCACAACCAGUGGACCAGCAACAACAACAACCAUCACAAGCAUCUCUCCAAGAACAACAGCUACCACUCCAACAAAUACCAUGCCUUCAACAUCAAUGAUCACAACCACCUCUCCAAAAACAAUUACACCUCUUUCCAUAACCGUCACAAGUGAAAAAACAAAUACCACUUCUUCAACAACUAUCACAACCACCUCUGCAAAAACAACUACAGCUCCUUCAACAACAACCAGCAAAUUACCCAUUCCAGAAACAGCUACAACCCCUUCAAAAACCACCAACAAAAACAGCUCUCCACAAACAAUUCAACCACCAAUAGCUCCACCAUCAACAAAUUCUACAGCAUUUGCUCAAGCAGUGGUUAGGAUGCUAUCUGUCACUGAACUAAGCAAUGAUAAAAUCAUUAACUACAUAGAGGAGUUUUCCAGGCUCAUUCAGGCUAAUGGAAACAUUAAGAUUACAGUGAAGAAGAGUCAAAAAGUGACACCUUAAAGAUCGUCUGUGGCGAGCAAGUAUUGAUCAAUUCUCAAAAAAACUGAUUAAAGCAGGAAGCAGGUAUCUGCAUGAUUCUUCAUUUCAGUGAUUUUAUACCAAAAUCAAAUGAUGUAUAGUAUCAUGAGUGUACUACUGAGCAUAGCACUGCUAUAUGUCACUAUGUCAGUGCAAAGGCACCAGUAUUAUCAGCUCGGGAUGACAAUUGAUUCAUUAUGUUUCAUUUCACUGACAUUUCUUGUGAGCAUAGUUGUGUUUUAUUUUGCUACCCUUCAUCAAGACAGUCAUAGUUUGCAUUAAGAGAUGUGCUGACUAUGCUAGUAAUUAAAGAAGUGAUUAUUUUGGGGAUGAGAAAAUACUAAUUAAAAAUACAAAUUAUUUAGUAAAUAAACAUAGAAAACUCUAUCACCCUUCCAAGAAGCACCAUCACAACCACACAGACUGUUAACAUGCUACUGUACUAAUAAGAAUUAAAUUCUAGCUGUGCCACACAUAGUAGACAACUAUGCAAUGUUGUCAUAAUCUAAGAUAACUGUGAUUUUCAGUGCAAAAAAUUACUGAUUUUCAGGUACAACAAAAAUGUGUUGGUAUCAUGGUUUCUAGAACGUUUAUCAAACAAGGACUAUUAAAAAAGGAUAUACAGUAUGGUGGUAUUCUUGGCUACUAUUUAUGUACUUUUUAACUAUAAAAUAUUGUAUUGGAUUUUUUUUCAGUUGGUGUAGUCUGGUGGCAAAGGGAUAUACAUAUUGUAGCACAAAAGAUAGAAAUUAUUAUUUUUGUAAUAUUUAAGUCCACCAUGGUGUUUUGGUGUCUGUGUUAUCAAACAAUCCACUUUAGCUAAUAAAUAAAAAAAUGAAAUAUAUUCUGCAGUGCCAUUAUUCUGUUGGUCAUAACAGUGCCAUUAAAUUGAUAGAAAAAGACACAACACUCGCUCUACAUCAUAGCAAAAAUGCGGUCUUGUACAUCUUACAAAAACCUUGUACGUUUGUAACCCAAUAAAAUACCUAUUUAUGUUUUCCCUAAUAAACCAUGUUUUAUCUCAUAUACACCAAAAGACAGUGCUCACACAUGGUUUAAAAUCAGAUGAGCAAAAUAUUGCAUACUUUGUUAAUUUAGAGAAAAGGCAAUGAGCUGUUUAGG